Entrophospora sp. SA101 is the source of this 321-nucleotide messenger RNA. Lineage: Eukaryota; Fungi; Glomeromycota; Glomeromycetes; Entrophosporales; Entrophosporaceae. The record is from the annotation of a GenBank genome assembly.
AUGCAAAGAUUAAAACUUGCUAAAGAAUUAAUAUCUGCAUUAUAUUGUUUUAUAUCGUUCAUGCAUCUUAAUGGUGGUGGUAUUAGAUUACAUAAUUUUGGAUCAUUUAAACAACCAAUUCACUCAAGUCAACAACAUUAUUUCAACUUGACACAAUAUUUGGAUUCUCAAAAAAAGUUUUAUAGAAGAUCAAAAAAAAGUAGUCUUGGUAUAUUAUUUUGGGAAAUUUCAAGUGGAACAAUUCCCUUUGAGAAUAAAUAUAUUGAAGCUGUUGGAGAUUUGAACCUGAAACGUCCUGAUAUUGAACAAAAAACUGACUGA